AUGGUGUCCAUUUCAGUUCUCAUUGCUAAGCAUCUGUGUUUUAACCUCUGCAUACCUCUAUGGGAUACAGGAGGUGUGGGACUAAAUUCUGCUUCUGAUAUCUGCCUCUGAAGAGUCUGGGACUGAAUUUCACCCUUCCAUUUUGGCAGAUGGAGUGAUGGGAGGGAUUCCAAAUCAGCAAACAAAUCAGUAUGGAGGUGUAAUGCUAUUUAGGGAGGAAAAGUUAAGCAAGUCUACAAAGACAAUGUUGUCUGAUGAUCUUCCUGUCCAAAUCCCAGCCCUAAAGUCCAUUGGUUAUACAAAUAAGAGAUCCACUUCCAUUCUUGAAGCAGCCCCUACCAUGAGGCAGGGUACCAUAAUCUACCCAGCUAGGAGGUUUUAAACACCGUUAUUGACAGUGAGAAAGGAGACAGUUCUGGCCUGUAUAGCACUUCCUUCUGGAAACAGUUUUCUUGGGAGCUGCAAAUGAGGAUAAUAGAACUUGGAGGCUUGCAGGGGGGAAAUUAUCAUCUGCGUGCACCCUAUGGGUGGGGCCAUUUGACAGGCACCAAAACAUCUUUUGCUGGUCCUGAUUAACAUCCAUCCAGCCCGUCCACAACCCAGUUGAGCCAAAACUCUUGAUCUUUAAAACACCAGCGUUCCAUUGAAGUGAAUGGAACCACCUUGGCUUAAAAAUAUUUCAGCAGAAAUGGGUUGUGAAUGGAUCUAUCCAGGCCUGGAAAGAGCUGAGUGUUUAUGCUGAGCUCAUUGGCAUUCCUUUUGCUCGUCGAUUACCCUUCUAAUUUGUCUGCAAACAGCAGGCGAUCAAUUUUGAAAUGCCAGGAACUGUCCUGUGGGUGAAUGGUCUGAACCCAUCUGAUCUGGAUGAAAACUGAAAGGUCCUUUGGUAGGGCAUGUUAGAGGCUUGUAGGCAAGUGCUAGUCAGUCCACACUGCUGAAAACUUCCACUUCCACAUGUAUAUGUGUAUCUCGUCCAUUGCUAUUGCAUUUCUAAUUGGAAUAUUAAUCUCUCCUCACCAUGUUUGGGAAGAAGAGAGGAUGAUCAAAUGAUUUUUUAAAUUUUGGGUUUUGGUGAGGGGGGAAAUGUAUGAGGUAAUAAUUUGAGCUUCAGUGAUGUUUAGCUCCUGAACCUUUCUAGCUCAGGAACACAUGUAGAGAUAAUAUGUAGAGAGUGUGUCUAAGAAUGUACAGAGUGUCCUGUGCCGCUACUGUGCAGCCUCUAUAGAUCUUAAUUUCAGGAGUACAGCUUCUAGGUAAGCUUGAGCCUUAGCAUGCUCAUUUUAAACAGUUACUGCCUCAUUCUGUUGUGUGUGUAGAUCAGGCCUUAGGCCAGAGUCAUGCCCUACAGUUCCCAUCAACUCCUGCCAGCAUAACCAAUGAUCAAGGAUGAUGUAAGUUGUAGACCACCAACAUCUAGAGGUCUCCAAGUUGGCUAAUCCUGUUUCAGGCUGUUGGCAUUGAAGCUGUCAAGGAGCUUCUCCACCCUUUGUCUUCAGACAAAAGCCCUGUCCUCACAUUAUUCACAAGUAGAGCAUUGCCAUGUUUACCUUGGAGCUGGGCUGCAGUUUUAGUCCUGCCCCCAAUGUGCCUUCUCUCUGCAGCAGCACAUGUUGUGUGCAGUUGUUCAUGUAGGGGGGCUCCAUACAACCUGGGUUCCUCCAAAACUGGAUGUCCCCAUCAUGCAGAGCUUCUAAAUGUCAGCAGGAGAUUGUGCCCUCAGGGUUCUCUACAGACAACUGCACAUAACACACGGUUGUAGCAGGAGAAGACAUGGUGUCAGGGGUGGGUCUAAAAGUGUGGUCCUACUUCAAAGUAUGCACACUAAUCCCCACACAUGAGUAAAGUGGGAAUAGGGCUCUAGUCAGCUUCAGACCCACUUCUUUUCAAGCCAAUCACUAGCACAAGGUAUGGAGAGUUAUGUCACUGGCGAUGUCACAGGCACUGUUCAAUAGGUGCCUGUGACAUGUGUGCAAACCCCAGUAUUCAACACAGCAUCCCAUGUUGCAAUGUCCCCACUAGUUAGAGAAAUACCGGUAAUUGAAUUCUCCUCAGAACAAUAUGUUGCUUUUUGAGGGCUAAGGAAUCCUUGCAGUAUCCUUGAAGCAAAAGUAUGCGAAGAUGCAUGCAGCUCACAUCACAAAGGAUCAACAGCUACAUAUUUCUUGACCUAUACACUGAUCAUUUAGAAAGACUUCAUUGAGAAAGGCUCUAAUUCUGCAUUCAUUUUAAGGAGCUGGAGAAAACAAACUUGGUAGAACACAGGGGCUAUCCUGCAAGUGAGAAAUUGCUCUUUGCCAUCUUGCAUAUUAAAGUUACCUAUAUUCACAAGAAGGCCACUGUCCUUCCUUUCCACUUUAGGAUCUGAUCCCAUAGAUGGAGAUGUUCCUUUCAAUUGGUUUCAUGUUCACAAAAGUUUUCUAAGCUAGGUCAUUAAUUAAUUAAGGUAAGCUUUCAAAAGCCUGAGCGGCUAUGUAGCAAAUCCAAGCUCCUUGAAAUACUUUGGCUCCUCCUUUGCCAGCAACUUCAGGGCAGCUUUUCAAAACCUAAGCAAUAUUUUCCCAAGCAAGACCUUCCAGGAUGCCAACUCCUAUACCAGCAAGCUAAGCAAAAUAGAAGAUUGCUGGAUUAAGAAUUUACAAACACCCUAACAUAAGAAAGAUAUAAAUCUACAAGCAAGCACAACGCAGUAUGAUAAAGAUAUACAUCUACAAGCACAAACCUUCAAGCAUGGUAGUUAUUAUGAAGCAUUGUAAUGAGUUUGCUUUUAGCAUAUAUUGGAUGUGGAUGUGCCUGGCAUGAGUGAAGAUGUUAACAAUCUCUAUCCUGGGUUUUGUGGCUUUAGAUUUCACCCUGGAUCAAGUAGCAAGGUCAAUAGGGAGAGAGGAAGGACUUCAGGGCCAGGAGUCAGAACAAGUAAGUGCAAAUCUCCCCCUUUUUACCUUGAGAGAUGGGUGUGCCAGAGUCCGGAAGCAAUUCAGGGCAUCACUGAUGAAAAUGGUCUAGGUAGCCAUGGUGCCUUCAGGGUAAGGCUUUGAGACAGACAUCGAUGGCCGCACUCAGCAAAAUGAGCAAGUGUUGCUCCAAAUGCAGCAGGGCUGGCAGAACACAUUUUGAAUUCAGUGAUGCAAUAUAUAUUGCAUAAUAGAUCACAUCUAUACCACAUAUUGAAAGCCUGUAUUAAGCAGAGAUUGGAUGGCCAUCUGUCAUGGAUGCGUUAGUUGACAUACCUGCAUUGCAGGGGGUUGAACUAAAUGACCCUUGGGAUCCCUUCCAAAUCUACAAUUCUACGAUUCACUUCUAUACCACUUUAAUAGGCAUGGAUCCCCAUCCCCCAAGAAUCUUGGGAACUGUACUUUGUUAAGGGUGCUGAACUCACAGACCUACCAUUCCCAGCACCUUUAACAAAUAACAGUUCCCAGGAUUCUCCAUGACUGCUAAUGUGAAUAAGACUGCUUUCAACGCAUGGUGUGGAUGUGAUCUUAUUUGCAAAAAUACAUCUGGCAGCCUUUUUUUUUUUUUGGCUGAAGAUCUGAAUAAAAAAAACUUACCUCCAAAUAGAGAAACAAGCAAGCAAGCAAGCAAGCGAAGUGUAGGAAAGUAGUAGUGUCUGCAGCAGUUGGACUGACGGACACUGCCCUCCUCCUCUCCUUAGACUACCCUUCCUAUGAAUCAGUUGCUGACUACGCCCUAAGGGUGUCCCUGCUAGAGGUGCUGUUGCUGCCAUUUCCCUCCUGCUCAGUCACCUUAUGUGGUGACAUAAUUCACUGCCCUUGGUGCUAACAGGAACACGCUCCUCAAUGUAGGAUGCAGGAUGCGAGCUUCUCAUGGGAGCAGGAGAGGAAAAAUUCUGAGCACAGGGGCAAGGAAGGCACAGCUGGAAUGUAGAGGAUGAGAAGAGGGACCCCUUCCUUCGUACCAAAAGUACUCCUCUCCCACCCAUCAAAUUGAUGCUUAUCUGCCAGCCUGCCUUCUUGCCUGCCUGCCUGCCUGUCUAUCUAUCCAUGUAGAUUGAGAGCCAGAUAGGUGCUUAUUGUUUAAAAUGGCAGGGUGCCACAGUUGUGGGGGUGAGCUGGGGAAAUUGUGAUUAUGUAUGUAUAUCAUCCUUUGUCAGAAGACCUAGGGUGGAUUAUAACAUACAACACCUACGUACUCCAUAACACAAUACAUCUACAACAUGAUAAAUCAAGACAAAUAUAUAAAUACCAUUAUAGUAAGGAAUACAUAAUUUCCAAGGCUGCAACUGGAGAAAGGGAAGAAAAAAGACUCAUCUGGUCAGAGUUCAAGCUGUAUAUAGGGCUUUGGAGGUUAUGGACAGUGACUUAGAUGGAGCACUGGAGACACUUAAUAAAAUGCAGAUGAGACCCCUCACAGAGCUACAAUUCCCAGCACUCUUAACAAACUACAGUUCCCAGGAUUAUUUGGGUUGUUCAAGUGCUUUACAAGUAUGGUGUGGCUGUGAACCUUUGUGGAGUGGGGAUCCUUGUCAGGCCAUUUGAAGGAAGUGAAUACUGUACCUAACCAUCUACAGAAUGGGUUUCCCCCAUCAGUUCAGUCCAGGGUUUAAAUUUAACCCAGGCACUGUACUGCUAGGUCCGAAGCAAUUAAACAUGCACAGAAAUGCCAAGCAUCCUGACUAGUCUAGUGGAUCUGCUUGCACCCUACUUGGCACAGCAGUAGGGUGGUAGUGAACCCCUCCCUGCCCCCUAGAGAAACCUGAAUAUUAGGGAGCCAACCACCCUCACCCACAUUAUCCAUUCUGCAGAUGUUGUUGCAAUCAACAAUGUGAAGCUUGCUUGUGCUUUCCUGGUCCAUCCCGCCAACAGCCCUUUUCUUCCCUUUUUUUGCGAGAUUUCACAGCAACUUCUAAUCCUAUUUUAUCCCCAGUGAAAAAGAGGGCAAGAAAAUGA
Podarcis lilfordi (Lilford's wall lizard) is the source of this 4907-nucleotide messenger RNA. Lineage: Eukaryota; Metazoa; Chordata; Lepidosauria; Squamata; Lacertidae. The record is from the annotation of a GenBank genome assembly.